AGUGACUGUACAGUGUACAGUACUGUUUGUGCAUUGAAGUAACGUAUAAUAACAUUGUUCUUUUUUCAACAAUCUCCUUAAAAAUGGAUUUAAAUGAAAUGCGCAUAAAAUUUGAUAACGCAAUUCUAUUAUUAAUUGAAUCGAAACGUAAUGACAACAAUUUUUUUUUGAAUAAUGAAGAAUAUUGUGAACGAAUCGAAGAAAUAAAAAAAUCUAAAAUUACAUUAUCUACGGCUGGAGUAAAAAAGUGUACGAAAGACUAUAGGAAUGUUCGUAAGUACGAUAUUCUUGUUAUCAACGGCAAAGAUCGUCUUAUUAAAACUAUAACUAAUGCGUCAGAGGGUGUGCGUUAUUAUGUAAAAAAUGAAGAGUUGUUUGAUAUAAUUCAUUCCACACAUACAGCAAUCGGUCACGGAGGCCGAGACCGAAUGAUGGCUGAACUUAAAUUAAAAUACGCAAAUGUGACAAAGGAAACAAUAAUGGUUUAUUUAAGUCUAUGUUCUGAUUGCCAUAAAAAAUCUUCAAAUCCAAAAAGAGGGCUUGUAUCAAAACCUAUUUUACAUUCGGCAUACAACUCACGUGCUCAACUGGAUUUAAUAGAUAUGCAAUCACAGAGCGUAAAUGAUUUUCGAUUUAUAAUGAAUUACCAAGACCACCUAACAAAGUUCGUUGUUCUUAAACCAUUAAAAACAAAACGUGCGGAAGAAGUUGCACAUAAUUUAUUAGAUAUUUAUACAACAUUUGGAGCACCAGCCAUACUGCACUCAGACAAUGGAAGAGAGUUUGUUAAUAAUACUAUAAACGAACUUCAUGCUAUGUGGGGUGAUGUAAAAAUUGUUCAUGGGAAACCUCGACAUAGUCAGAGCCAGGGCUCUGUCGAACGCGCCAAUCGAGAUGUGGAGGAUAUGUUGGCUACAUGGAUGGCCGAGAACAAAAGUAGUGAUUGGCCGUCUGGAUUAAAAUUUCCUUCCGAAAAAAUCGCGCUUUUCAUUCAGGUAAGAAUAAUUUAA
Messenger RNA from Aphis gossypii (cotton aphid), 1010 nucleotides. Its product is annotated as KRAB-A domain-containing protein 2-like. The record is from RefSeq and is a predicted model, not a curated record. Gene Ontology annotation, molecular function: nucleic acid binding. Gene Ontology annotation, biological process: DNA integration. The transcript has a single exon. NCBI's taxonomy places the organism in Eukaryota, Metazoa, Arthropoda, Insecta, Hemiptera, Aphididae. Bases 84 to 1010 code for a protein of 308 amino acids.